CAGUCCGAGUAAGAGAGUUGGGGAUUUCAGAGUGAAAAAGUCUUGCGAAAUGAUCACGUCUAUCAAUUAGCCAAAGUACCGUAUCGCGUUCGGUAGUGGUUCGCUGCUGCAGAUCUGCUGUGCUUGUGAUGUGUUGUGUGCUGGUUGUGUGGCCUAGAGAGGUUUGCUGCUGUCGAAGAAAGGGUCAAACUGUGUGAACUGUGGAUGCUGGAAGCUUAGUGAAGUAGUUCCGGUGGAAGCCCAUCACGGGGGGCAUUCUCGGCACCAAAAGUCGCAACCAGUAGCUGCUCAUCUAGCGGGAGACCUUUUUCGGUUGGCCCUCACACCUGAGGACUUUUCCCUUCUCGUGAUUUAUCUAGGCCACACCAAUAUUUCGCUCUCGCGGGUAUCGUGUGCUCCGAUGAAACGCUCGGUCGCUCGGUGCAGGAAUACAACCCCAAAAAUCCAGCGAGUAACAGAAGCUCGUGUCAUUUAGUAGAUAGGGUAAGAAGGCUGCGGUUGUUCAGUGUUCUGUUCUCGGAUUUGUUAUGGUUGAUUGACAGUGUUAAAUUGGCAGGAUGGAAUAAGUGAAGUGGAUUCACAAGCGUUUCAUCAUUUCUUUGAAUCGACAUCAAAUAGCUUGGAUUUUUGCAGUAAACUGCUGUGCAUAGCAAUUGUCCAAUAAAGUGCUUAUUCCGAGAUAUUGUGUUGUUGUUCUGUGCAGUCAUAAUCGUUCUGUUGGAUUUUGUCUUACCUACACACCGAGCACAUCAAGAUAAAAGAAAACAACCCUCAGUGCGGAUUAAUAACGUAGCAAAUGAUUUAAACUGGUUCACUGUAUUAAAAAAAAAACACUUUGUCAAAUAUGGCCCACCGUGUGUAAAAUUCUGUGGAUAAAGUUACAUGUUGUUGCAUAAAGGCUAAAAGAGUGUUAACCACACGCACCUAGCGUCGAGGUGUGAUGCAGUUUGCUCACAGUGUCGCGUUCUGCACAGUUCUGCGACUCUACCAUUCGUAGAAUUACACCUAGAAUAUGAUAUAGGUUGAAAUCACUUGACCCGGACGUAAACACUGCACACAGCGAAACAAAAAUUGGAGAGACAGCGAGAGAGCGAGAAAAGGAGGCAAACGUGAUUAUUGGCUUGAAGAAAUGUAACUUUCUAAUAUGGUAGAUUAUUUACGAACGCAUAACAACAACGGUGCAGCAUUUUGAAGGCAAUAUCGUUCCCAGUCCUAGUGAAUAAUAAGCUGAUGAUGAAUAAAUUAUUCCCUCUAAGGUCAGCUUAGAACCACCGUUCACCAGUGCGAGGAGUAUUAUGAAAUCGAACACCCAGUAGUUCUAAUUAGGGCGGUGAUUGAUGCACUGAAAUGAAAACCAGCUUUUCAACUGAGUGAGUGCCACAAAAUAUUGAAAAUUUAAGCCUGGUGGUUUCGAGCGCAAACAUGGCUUCGCCAUCGACGUUGAAUACCGAGACCGCCGGCAAACAGCAGCAAUCGCCACGCAGUGCAGCCGCGCUGAGUGCGGUUAUUCCGACGGCCGUCAAGCUCGGAACAAUGGAGGUUCCGAAGUCACUGCAGGACGGCGAAAAAUUCCUCAAAUGGGAUGAGGAUUCCUGCAAUGGAACUCCAGUGACGGUCCGUGUUGACGCCAAGGGAUUCUACUUGUACUGGGUGGAUCAGAAUCACGAAAUGGAUCUACUGGACAUUGCUACAAUUCGGGACGUUCGGACGGGCCAAUACGCUAAGAAACCAAGAGACAUCAAGCUGCGCCAGAUUGUGACAAUGGGCUCCCAGGACACAUUGGAGGAAAAAACGGUCACCGUGUGCUACGGAGCUGACUUUGUCAAUGUGAACUUCAUGAACUUUUGCUGUACGCGGAAGGAGAUUGCGCGGCUCUGGUGCGACGAGUUGAUUCGGAUGGCGUACAAUCUGACGCAGCUGAACGGGCCAGCGAUAAUGUUUCUGCAGAAAGCGUACACUAAACUGUGCCUGCAGGUCGACAAGAGCGGGAAAAUUCCGGUGAAAAACAUCAUCAAAACAUUUGCCACCAACAAGGACGACCGACGACGUGUGGAAAAGGCGCUGGAUGUUUCCGGGCUGCCAUCCGGAAAGGCGGACACACUGGCGCUAUCCAAAUUUCAGUUCGAGGAUUUUUUCAACCUGUACAAGAAUCUUACCCAGCGAGGCGAGGUGGAGAAGGUGUAUGACGAACUGGUCGGCACAUCCAAACGACGGCUGAUGUCCACAUCGCAGCUAGUCGACUUCCUAAAUAAAACGCAACGCGAUCCCAGGCUUAAUGAAAUCCUACAUCCGUAUGCAAACACGGCCCGAGCAAGGGACAUCAUCCAGGAGUACGAGCCGAAUAAGUUCAACGCUCAGAAAGGUCAGCUAAGCUUCGAUGGCUUUCUGAGAUAUCUAAUGUCGGAGGAUAAUCCAAUCAUGGCAGCUAGCAAGUUAGAUCUGUGCGACGACAUGGAUCAACCGCUUUCACACUACUUUAUCAAUUCAUCGCACAACACCUACUUAACAGGGCACCAAUUGACGGGCAAGAGCUCCGUGGAGAUUUACCGUCAAAGCUUACUGGCUGGAUGCAGAUGUGUCGAGUUGGAUUUCUGGAACGGCCGCACUGAGGAGCCUGUGAUAGUCCACGGCUACACUUUCGUCCCGGAGAUCUGCGCCAAAGAUGUGCUAGAAGCAAUAGCUGAAACAGCAUUCAAGACAUCCGAAUUUCCUGUGAUACUGAGUUUCGAAAACCACUGUAACCCGAGGCAGCAGGCAAAAAUAGCAAAUUAUUGUCGUGAUAUUUUUGGAGAUAUGUUACUAGAUAGGCCCCUAGAUUCCCACCCCUUGGGACCAGGCUCGGAUCUGCCUCCGCCGUCGUUGUUGAAACGGAAAAUCAUCAUUAAGAAUAAGAAAAAGCACCACCACCACCAUCAUCAUCACAAGAAAGGAAACGCCACGAGCCCGACGGCAGCACCGGCGGCGGCAGGAGCUGUGCCAACGAACAGUGCCAUCAACAAUAAUGUCAGCAAUAACGUUAACGCAAACACCACUUCCGCUACACUAAUGGCAACCGCAGCGGCCGGAACGGCAACUCUGAUUACCACCGGCAGCGGCAAUAGCGGUAUAGUGGCAGCCAGUGCAAGCAUACAAGUGCAACAAUCCCAGGAGGAAAAUAGUGUCACAUGCAUUACGCCCAGCACCAAUAGCAACAGCGUCAACAACUGCAACAGUAACCCCCCUACCGCCAACAGCACCACCAGCACCGCCCCCGCUAACGAUGCUAGUGCACAACCAGCAAUGGUGACCGGAAAUGGUGAUGUACCGCACCAUGCACCUCCACUACAGCAAAUUCGCCAGAGCUCGAAGGAAAGCACCGGUUCGUCCGAUACCGAUAGUUCUAGUGACGACGAGUCGAUGCCGGGUGUACCAGUUGGGCCCAUUGGAUCCACCGAAGCGGAUAAAGUACCGCAGACCAAAGAGACUGAAGCGGGGGCGGAGAUCUCCGCCCUCGUAAAUUACGUUCAACCUGUACAUUUUAGUAGUUUUGAGAAUUCCGAAAAGAAGGGACGCUACUACGAGAUGUCUUCGUUUGAUGAGAAACAGGCGACCACGCUGCUCAAGGAGCGACCGAUUGAGUUCGUCAACUACAACAAACAUCAGCUGUCGCGUGUCUAUCCGGCGGGAACACGUUUCGACAGUUCCAACUUCAUGCCACAGUUAUUUUGGAAUGCCGGCUGUCAGCUCGUAGCACUGAAUUACCAAACGCUUGAUCUCGCCAUGCAACUUAACCUGGGUCUGUUCGAAUACAAUCAUCGGUGUGGGUUCCUGCUGAAGCCGGAGUUCAUGCGACGAAAAGAUCGCCGAUUGGAUCCGUUUGCCGAAAGCACGGUGGACGGGAUAAUCGCGGGUACGGUGAUUGUCACGGUACUGUCCGGUCAGUUUCUGACGGAUAAGAAAGUUGGCACCUACGUGGAGGUAGACAUGUUUGGCUUGCCGGCCGAUACGGUGCGGAAAAAAUUUCGUAGCAAAAUCGUUCGCGACAACGGAAUCAAUCCAAUCUACGGCGAGGAGCCGUUCGUGUUUAAGAAAGUUGUGCUGCCCGAACUGGCCAGCAUUCGGAUAGCGGCAUACGAGGAGGGUGGAAAACUGAUUGGACAUCGCGUGCUACCGGUGAUAGGUUUGUGUCCCGGUUUUAGGCACCUGACGCUGCGAACUGAGGUGGGUCAACCGAUACCACUGGCGACAUUGUUUUUGUCCAUCAUUGUGAAAGAUUACGUGCCGGAUGGACUGUCCGAACUGGCGGAGGCGUUAGCUAAUCCGAUCAAGUAUCAAAGUGAGCUGGAGAAGCGGUCGGAGCAACUUGCUGUCCUGCAGGAAGACAUGGAACCGGUUGAGGAGGAUUCGUUUGUAAUUGUUUCCCUAGGUGCGCGAAAGGAUACGCUUAAGACUGCAGACCUGAUCCCCGGCAGUCCAAAGCAUAGAGCUAGCAUUCAGGUGUCGCCACUGAGCUCAAUGACAGCGGCAGCAGGGUCCACCGAUAGUGACCAUGACCAUCGCGAAACACCGCUGGAAGCGAUUUCGAAAGUGGUCGCCCUACCGGUGGCGCAACCUUCCCUCGAUCAACCAAGUCCGCUGCUGGUUAAACAGGGCACAAUCCAAUCGGACAGACUUCAACCAUCGGCGCAAUCUUCCACUGAUCAGUUAACCGGUGCGGGUAAAAUUGUUGCUGAUCCGUUGGAGAAGAUCUUCGAAGAUAAACAAGUUCGGAAAAAGCGGGAAGCACUGGAGAAGGAGCUAAAGGCUCUGAAAAAGAGCCACGACAAGGAAAAGAUUAAGGUGACUGCACAGAAAAGCGGCGAUCUCAGUGACGGCAUCAAGAGAAGUAAGUUCGGAAUGGGCAAUAAGCUGGUGAAGAGGUUCAGCAGUAAAAACAUGGCCGACAUGAACAUAAGGAUACCACCGUGCUCAACCGAUGCGGACAGUUGCGAUAACAGUGCGCACGCGGAGAAACUGAAGCAAAUCUGUCGAGAUCAUGCAAAUAGCUUUCGGGAUGUGUUGGAAAAGUAUCACGAGGUGAUUUACAACCUUGCUGAAGAUUUACUCCGACAGUCACAGGAAAACCAGAUGAAGCAGCUGAAGGUACAACUAGAGCGCGAAACGAGCGAAGUCAUGCGGCAACUGCAGUCGUCCAGGAAGAACGAAGUGAAACAGUUGGCGCAAGUGCACAAAGACAAGGAUGAGUUGGAGAGGAUGAAACGAGAGGUGGAUUCCACUUUGGUAGAAAAAGGUGUAGCGGAGCGUGUUCGACUGACGGCCACCUACGAACGAAAACGAGACGACCUUCAACGGCAGCAUGAGCUGGUGAAGCAGGGCCUGGAGGACCACCGGACAAAGGCGAAAAUCAUGUUGGAGAAGGAAGCUGAAUCUCACGCGUGCAUAUCGGAAACAUUUCUGGCUCAUCUGAACACCAGUAGUAGCACUACAAGCUGCUCAACGGUGGUCACGCUACCACCAACGUCACUUUCCAGUGGUAACAUCUGUAGCAGUGCGGGUGGAGUUGGAGCCACGGCCAUUACGAAGUCCGUUUCCUCGUCGAAUGCCCACGAAAACAAUGUUAACAAUACUCACGUGCAGCUAGAGUGAUAUGCUUAAACUAGUCAUUUAGAUUCUAGAAAAGGUACGAAACGGUGUAGAUGAAGACUAUACAUGUAUAUGGUCUAUUUUGGAGUUUGACGCCUAGAGGGCAACUUGGUUCAAAGCAGAACAAUUUCUGCCUCCUGCCUGACUGAAGGUUUUUGGAAUGCAUUGUUUGGUCAUUGUUUCUGAGUGUUCUUCGCGACCAUAUCAGUUGGCCUAACUAGACUUAUUUGCUCGGAACGGUUCGGCGACAGUUGGCCGUUUGCGAUAGACGGUUUUUUUUCUUUCGUUUUAGUUUCAUCUUAGACCAGUAGUAGUAGCGAAGAACGUUGAACGUUCGGGGAAAUAUUGGUUUUACCGUAUAGUCGAAGCAGCAAACAAUAACAUAGAAGGAGAAUAGGAAUUUUCACGAAACAUUGAAUAACUCGCUGACGGGUAACAAACGAGUAAUAUCAAACUAAUAAACAACAUGGAAAACAUAUUUAAAAAAAAAUAUAAAUUAGAUUUUGGAGCAAACUAGUUAGAUACGAGAAAUAAUCUAAAGAAGAAGUAUUUUGAAUCAUAUUUGGAUUAGACGAUUGCAGAGAUGAAUCUCAUUAGUAGUCAAUAGGAUUGGUGAUUGGGUUCCGAUAGAAGAGAGUCACGCAUUUAGGAAUUUUUAUUUGCACAUUUUUGAUUGAAUUCUGCAUGAUUAGGGUGAUUUUUCAAGAGAUUUUUUGUUGAGAGUCAAGCAAAACAUCUAAGAAUCUAAAAUCUAGCCCCUCAAAAAAUAGUCUAGCGGCGUCAAAUCGCAUGAUCUUGGUGGACAACUUACUGAACCAAAAAGAAAGAUAAAUUGCUAACCAAAUUCAUUCCCUCAAAUGUCCAUUGUUAUGCGUGCUGUGUCAUCCUGUUUGAACCACUCGUCAAUCAAAUUCAGCAGAACUUCCAAUUCGGACAAUAAAAAGUUAUGGACUUUGGAUCAAUAUCGUUUGCCGUUGACAGUCACGUUUCGUUUAAGAUUGUCUUUUGAUGAAAACGGCACAAUGAUUCUACCAGCCCAUAAACGACACCAAACUGUUGCGAGUCGACGAUUCAAUGUCCACUGAAGAACAUUUGUUGCGCAAUUUGAUGAUACUCAUUUUUCACAGAGCCCGAUUUUAUAGAAAAAAAUCUACGGUUUUCAACCCUCUAGCGCCCAAGUUAAUUUUUAGACGGACUUCGACAAAAUCCCUAUGAAUCCUUAUAAACAUUUUUUUAAAGUAUUCAUUGAAGCUUUUUUAAAGUGUGGCUGAAGACCGUCUAAAGGCGGCACUGGGCACUAGAGGGUUAAAUAUUUAACAACCGCUAAAUAUCAACCGCUGCCGCUGCGUCAUUGCCUGCAGCUCUGAGUGGACGGGAAUACCGCGUACUGACAUGAAUGUUUAUGUUCACUGGGUACUUUUUCACUGUUGGGCCGGUUGCACCGAACUCUCAUCCAAGCAUCCUUUGGAGCUUCUCGUCGCUCAGGGUCGUCGACCAUCCGGAACCGGGCUUGCUUUCUAUGCUCUGAUUGUUGUCCAAUAGUGCCAAGAUGUUGUAGAUGCCGGAACGGGCAUAUCGGGCGUCGACAAAGUGCUGCACGAUGUCCGUUUUCGACGCGGCAGUGUACCGUUCAUUGAACGCACACACCCCUCUACAAUAUAGCUUCACUGUUUGCCCAUCACGGUUAGACUGAUAGAGCUGUCAAUAUUUUGGGUUACUAUGAUUGAUGCUGCAUGGGUAAGCUGACCAACUGUACGGAUUUUUUUUUCGGACGGUCCGGAUUUUCAGGAGUGGUGUCCGGAUUUUUUGAACUUUUCGAAUUUUGUCCGGAUUUUUUGAACUUCACCUAUAGAAACAACUAUCAACUCUUUUUGAUCAAGUUCAAAUGCACCUCCAGUUUUAUUAAGAUCUAACUGCGGAGUUUCUAUCGUUAAAACGUAACAGUUUUUUAUGGGAUCCUUCCUAGUUAAAAUGUUGACAUUCGUUCAGUGUAAUAACACAAAAAAGACACACAAGAACUGUCAAAAUUGUUGCAUGAUGUCAUGGUUUUAAAUUAGCCACAUUUUUUUUGUUACUGCCAAUGGUUAUUUGUCCGAACGGAGCUAGCAAUUCAACAAAAUCCGUAGAUUCUUGUGGAUGGGAUUGAAAGUUACUCCUUUGUGGACUGAUGUGGAAAUUUCAAUGCAGUUCAUUUUAAUUUGCCAGAGAAUUGGCAUGGAGUCCUUCUUCCAAAAAGUUUUCAUCCAGUUCACUUUCGUGGAGUCCUAGAGAGAACAACCAAAGAAAUCAAAAAAGAAUCAGUAGCGAUGAACGAUGAAGAAAAAUUUUCAAUUUUUUGACGCACAAGCUGUUUCCUUCUCCGAGGUCGCCAAAAUUGUUAAAUUUAUGUUGUACCUUCCGGAAACAAUGGCUGCCGUCGAACGAGCAUUUUCGGAGACUAACAACAUUUGAAAAUCAGAAUGUCUUCAAUUACAUAUUGAAACUUUUAGGGGUCUGCUGUUUGUGAAGGUGAAGAACUUAUUAAGGAAAAAUCAAUCUAGAAACAGGUUUAAAUUUAUAAUUUAUUAUUCUGUUUGGUAAUGUUUGACAUAAGUCCGGGUUUUAUUACUUAUUAUCCAUAAAAUUUGAGUUGGGCAAAUGGUGUGAAGGUAAACUCAUAAAAAAUCGACAAUUUUUGUAUUUUUUAAGGGAAAACGUUAUCUAAAAUUUAAACUUUCUAGAUUUUCUAAACAAUUUCUUCAUGCAUUUUGCAUGUUAAAUGUCACAAUAUUUUUACCAAUGUUCUGUGUCAAUGGAAUAUAGAAAUGUACGGAGAUGGUUUAAAUCUUGGCUUUAAAUGGUUUUUUUUAGUUAACAGUGAUGACGUAACAAAAACAACAUUCGGUAGAUUUUUUCAUAAGUUUUGACAGUUUUGAGCUGAAAAUGCGUUGCUGUGCCAUGAAAGAGUGCAAAAUACCGUUUCGAAUGGCACUUUUUUUUUGGUGGUACGCAAACAUUACCAGAAAAUUUACUGAGAACCUAUUCGUUUUUAAGCAUAAUGUCCACGAGUGUAUAGCUGCUACUACUCUGGUAAGAAUUUGAAAGAAUUAUGAUGAUCAGAAAUGUUCCAAAAAUGAAUUCAAGAAAGACAAACUUCACGCAAAAAAAAAAACAAUAUAUGGUAUAAAGAUUUCACAUUAAGAAAAAUCACAUCAUUCUGUUUGUAACAUGACUCAACACUAAAGUCGCAUUUUACACCCAAUCUUUCAAGUUACCAUCUAGUGUUGUAUGUAGCACCUUAAGCCCAACCAUCUGCACACGAGGUGAUCAUUUUAUCAACGUCCAGGCUUCACGGCCGUAAGGAACCACCGAGUGGAUCAGCGUUCUAAGAGGUCGAUUUGCCAAACUACGAAUCUUCAGCUGACUUUGUAGUCAGAUUUCAACACGCUAAUUUUUUCACGGUUUUUUAAAAGAUUUUUACGCAGAUUUUCGAAUCAUCACGGUUAUUUACGUGUAGAAUUAUCACGGUCUUUUUUGCGUGGAUUUUUUGGUGAUUAAGGUGAUUUGGGAACCAAAAACGUCUAAAGGUUUAUUGAGGAUAUGUCCGUUUUUCCGUUUUUUUUUGUGUUUUACUAAUUCCACAUCGUCGCUGCGAUGUCACCACAUUUUUUGGAAACCUUGGUUAACACAUCCCCCUUUAGAAAAUCUAUAACAAGCGUCUUAGCAGAGUGAUUGAGAAAUCAAAGAAAUAGUGAUCGGUUUCCGUUAUACUCUACUAAAUUUAGUAGAGUAUA
Molecule: messenger RNA, 9395 nt
Organism: Wyeomyia smithii (pitcher-plant mosquito)
Lineage: Eukaryota; Metazoa; Arthropoda; Insecta; Diptera; Culicidae
Gene: Plc21C
Product: 1-phosphatidylinositol 4,5-bisphosphate phosphodiesterase classes I and II
Exons: 19
Coding region: 1423-5625 (1400 amino acids)
Biological process (GO): phosphatidylinositol-mediated signaling; lipid metabolic process
Molecular function (GO): phosphatidylinositol-4,5-bisphosphate phospholipase C activity; calcium ion binding
Source: RefSeq, a predicted model, not a curated record